AAGAUUUAUAUUAGAUAUUAAACCUAAAAUGGCAUAAGGGGAGAAUUGAGAAGUUAGGGAGCCAAAGCGCGGGACGCCGUUGUCCAUGGAAACAACAACAUGACCGAUUCUUAAGGCGACAGAUCGAGAGAAUGGAUGUCCAUGAAAUCGAGAAAGACGAAGAUGACGGCCCUCCUCCUGGAUGGGAACCCAUCACUCCAUCCUUGCCUCUACCGCCGCAGCCGCAACUUUCUCCAGCUGACAUGGCACAAAUGGUCUGUGGUACAUGCCGUCGCCUGCUUAAGUAUUUAAAGGGAGCCAGAUAUGUUCAAUGCUCUUGGUGUUCAACAGUUAACUUUGUGUUAGAAGCUCACGAGGUUGGACAAGUUAAAUGCGGUUCUUGUGCGGUGUUGCUUAUGUACCCAUAUGGAGCAUCAUCAGUUAGAUGUUCUUCGUGUACCAGUGUGACAGAAAUUGGGGUUCAUAAUAGACGGCCACCGUGGUCUGUUCAGCAGGGACAAGCAGCCCCUCCUACCAACUUUGUUCAAUAGAAUUUGUUUUUCUGAGUUUCAUUUAGGAAAAGAUGUUCCAUUUUCUGAGUUUUUCUUUUCCGUUGCAGCCUUAAUCAGCAGGCAGAGAAAGAAAAGAGAAAACUAUCAAUCAUUAGUGCCACUUUUAUUUCCUUAUUAUUAGCUAUUGAGUUUAUGUAAAGAAACUUAGGAACUCACCUUCUUAACUUCCAACAUUUUUUUUUAUCUUAAGUUUUUUUGACUUGUGACUUGACUUGUUGCUUUAUGUUCAUUUUUUAUUGCUGCUGAUUGGAGCCCUUAUUAGUUGCUGCCAAUCUCUGGGGUGUACUUAAUUGUAAUUUGUAAAUGGUAUGAAUCUUUUUUAUUGUCAAA
Messenger RNA from Cucumis melo (muskmelon), 881 nucleotides. Its product is annotated as protein LOL2. Lineage: Eukaryota; Viridiplantae; Streptophyta; Magnoliopsida; Cucurbitales; Cucurbitaceae. The transcript is spliced from 4 exons. The record is from RefSeq and is a predicted model, not a curated record. The coding region runs from base 132 to 530 and encodes 132 amino acids.